Molecule: messenger RNA, 1796 nt
Organism: Sciurus carolinensis (gray squirrel)
Lineage: Eukaryota; Metazoa; Chordata; Mammalia; Rodentia; Sciuridae
Gene: Fbxo17
Product: F-box protein 17
Exons: 6
Coding region: 167-1003 (278 amino acids)
Biological process (GO): glycoprotein catabolic process; SCF-dependent proteasomal ubiquitin-dependent protein catabolic process
Cellular component (GO): cytoplasm; SCF ubiquitin ligase complex
Molecular function (GO): protein binding; ubiquitin protein ligase activity
Source: RefSeq, a predicted model, not a curated record
GGCGAGGACCGACUGCGCAGAGCCGGUCCCGGGGCUCCCUGGGCCAGGCCGAUCCCGGGGCGCCCCCCGACUGCCCCCCGGAGCGGGGCGGGGAACACAAUCGGAGCCCCAGCCUCCUGCGGGCGGGCCGCCAGGUGAGCGCCGCACAGGACGCCGGCGGCGGGAGAUGGGCGCCCGGCCGUCUCGGCGGCGGCUGCCCGUAGAUCCGCCCGUGGCCCUGGACGCGCUGCCCCCGGAGCUGCUCGUGCAGGUGCUGAGCCACGUGCCGCCGCUAGCGUUAGUGACCCGCUGCCGCCCGGUGUGCCGCGCCUGGCGCGAUGUAGUGGACGGGCCCACUGUGUGGCUGCUGCAGCUGGCCCGCGACCGCAGCGCCGAGGGUCGUGCAUUCUACGCCUUGGCCCAGCGCUGCCCACCAAGCAACGAAGACGAAGACGAGCUCCCGCUCUGCGCCCUGGCGCGCUACUGCCUGCGGGCGCCCCUCGGCCGCAACCUCAUCUUCAACUCCUGCGGAGAGCAGGGCUUCAGAGGCUGGGAGGUGGAGCAUGGAGGAAAUGGCUGGGCCGUGGAAAAGAACCUGACAGUGGUGCCCGGGGCUCCUUCCCAGACCUGCUUCGUGACUUCUUUCGAAUGGUGCUUCAAGAGGCAGCUUGUGGACCUGGUGAUGGAGGGUGUUUGGCAGGAGCUGCUGGACAGCGCCCAGAUCGAGAUCUGCGUGGCGGACUGGUGGGGCGCCCGAGAAAACUGCGGCUGCAUCUACCGGCUUCGGGUCCGCCUCCUGGACGUGUAUGAAAACGAAGUGGUCAAGUUCUCAGCGUCGCCCAACCCGGUCCUUCAGUGGACUGAGAGGAGCUGCCGACAGGUCUCCCACGUCUUCACCAACUUUGGCAAGGGCAUCCGCUACGUGUCAUUUGAGCAGUACGGGAGAGACAUGCGUUCCUGGGUGGGACACUACGGUGCCCUUGUGACCCACUCCAGCGUGAGGAUCAGGAUCCGGCCGUCCUGACCCAGCAGUCCAGGCUGCACUGCCACCUGCUGGAUGUUACCAAAAUCAAGUGGCUUCCCAACCCAGAGCCGGAGGACACUCAGGGACAAUGGGGGUCCCAUGCGGCUUGUUCCGGGCACACCUCCCAUGACCCCACUUGCUGCUGCUUCAGCAUGGCGGUCCUCGUGCUGUGUGACAGACCAGGGAUCCAAGCGAGCUCUUCAGAGCUUCCUCGGCUCCCCGGGGGGGGUCCUAAAGGUAACUGAGACAUUUAGUUCAUUCGUGUCUAUAAGUUGUUUCCUCCUGCGUGAUGUCAGUGGGUAAACCGAGGCAAGAAACAGGCCACACCAGGGCUUCUGACAGUGAAGGAAGGCUGCCUGACGAGUCACCAUUCCUGGUGACUCUUGUCUGCACGUUGUUGGGGUACGCUGACUGCUGGCAGGGAGCAGAAGUCAUUCAGCAUCUGUCCUUGAGACCAACAGAGACCUCAAAGGAAACCCUUCUGUUGUUUUGGGGAGUCUCUGGGAUUCAGCUGUGGGGCUGCCUAACCGGCCACCUCUGAGCAAUGUCCACCCUGAUGCUCAGCAGCACCUCCACUGGGGGCUAGGCUGGCACUGACUCUCAUCAGAACUGUGGAGGCCAGGUCCCCUGCCUUCACCUCCACGGGAUCACACUGCCCCAGCCCGCCCCUGUACCCACACCCUCUGGUAUAGAGAGUUCUGGAGCAAAGUGUGCCAGGAGGCGGAGCUCUUUCCUCUCCUUUUUGAACAGCUGGGAAUGGUCAACCAACUAGCUCAAUAAAAUUGGUGCUAAA